Messenger RNA from Schizophyllum commune H4-8, 2403 nucleotides. RefSeq names its product OPT superfamily oligopeptide transporter. The record is from RefSeq and is a predicted model, not a curated record. Gene Ontology annotation, cellular component: fungal-type vacuole membrane. NCBI's taxonomy places the organism in Eukaryota, Fungi, Basidiomycota, Agaricomycetes, Agaricales, Schizophyllaceae. Gene Ontology annotation, molecular function: oligopeptide transmembrane transporter activity; 2 iron, 2 sulfur cluster binding. The transcript has 13 exons. Bases 30 to 2234 code for a protein of 734 amino acids.
GUCUCCUCCCCUCAUCCCGCCGCGUGCCAAUGGGCCUCUCAGAUAUAUGGACGCAAUGGGGACCUCGGGGGAAUGGUGGCGACGAGCACCCUGACGGCGAACGCGCCUCUCCCGAGUUCACAGGCAAGGCGGUGGUCAUUGGCCUCGCCAUAGGCUGCUUGCUAUGCUUCACGAACCUGUACUUCGGCCUGCAGACCGGCUGGAUUAGUAUGAUGUCCCUCCAGUCCGCACUCAUAGGCUUCCUCAUCUCGCGUCUGCUCCCCACACCCCUGAGCGCGCAGGAGCUCAUAGUCGUCCAGACCACCGCAGUCGCAACAGGAACUAUGCCGCUCGCGGCAGGCUUCGUGGGCAUCCUCCCUGCGCUAGGCCUCCUCUCAGAAGACCGGGACGGCGUACCCCCCAUACACCUCUCAUGGUGGAACGCCAUAGCCUGGUCCCUCUCCGUGGCUUUCUUCGGAGUGUUCUUGUCCCCGCCGAUUCGCAAGCAAGUUAUCAUAGAAGAGAAGCUGGCCUUCCCGUCCGGCACGGCUACGGCGCAGCUCAUCUCGGUCCUUCAUAAGUUACCCCCGCCAGAUACCGAAGGACUGCACAGGCGCCGAGGGUACCAGCACAUCAGUGCGGAGGACCCAACCAUCCACGACGAAGCGACGUCCGUGGAAAUCGAAGACGAGGACGUCGAUGAGGAGACACCUCUCUACAACGUUUCCAGCACGGUACAAAAUGACGGCUGGCGCACGCUCACAUGGAGCUUCUUUGCGUCAAGCGCGCUCACUCUCUUCGCAUACUUCUUCCCCGUCACCUUCGCCUUGCCCCUAUUUGGCACCGCGUUGGCUAGCCACUGGCUUUGGUACUUCACCCCCAGCUUGUCCUACGUCGGACAAGGAAUCAUUAUGGGGUUCCCAACGACGCUCAGUAUGAAUCUGGGCAUGUUCGUAGGCUGGGCAAUCCUAUCCCCAAUAUCCAAACACAACGGCUGGGCCCCGGGACCGGUUGGUGAUAUGACCACAGGCGCCAGAGGAUGGAUCCUCUGGACCUCCCUCGCCAUAAUGUGCACGGACAGCCUCGUCUCCCUCCUUCCCGUCAUCUACGAAUAUGUCGUCGAUGUCUACUCCCGCCUUCGCUCGCGCGGACACCGCUCAUCCGCCGACGGCUACACUCCCACCUCAUCCGGUCGUUCAGCCUCUGCAGGCGCACAGGGUCGCUCUGUCUCCUCCGACCGACACCCCUUCGGUGCCUACCCAAAUCUCAUCCACCCUGCAAGUCACCCGAACGCAAGCUACUCAAAUGCAAGCUACUCAAACGGAAGCUACAACAAGGAAGACAGCGAGGUCGAGACCCCCGACCGCCUCGUGCCCUACAGCUGGGUGCUCUGGGGCCUUGGGGCCAGCGUCCUGUUCGGCACGAUCCUCGUGUGGGCCGUAUUUGGGCACGAGGGGAUUAAGCCGUGGGCUACGUUGCUUGGGUUCGCGCUGGGUGGGCUGUUGAGCGUGCUGGGCGUCCGCGCCCUCGGCGAGACCGAUUUGAAUCCUGUCUCCGGUCUAGGCAAGAUCUCGCAGCUAGUCUUCGCGUGGGUGCAGCCGGGCAAUAUCGUCGCGAACAUCAUCGCUGGCGGUGUAGCGGAGGCAGGCGCGCAGCAAGCGGGUGACCUCAUGCAGGACUUGAAGACUGGGCACCUUUGCGGCGCGUCACCGAGAGCGCAGUUUUAUGGACAACUCAUCGGCUCGACGGUCUCGAUUCUGGUCACGACGACGGCGUUCAGCUUGUACACACGCGCGUACGAAAUUCCCGGACCGUCGUUUCCGGCGCCGACAGCAUACGUCUGGCUAAGCCUGGCGAGGCUGCUGCGCGACGGUACCCUUCCUGUCAAAAGCGGCAUCUUCAUGCUCGCCUUUGGCCUCCUCUUCGCCCUCAUCGCCGCCCUCAAGACCUACGCUACCCGCGCCUCCCGCCCCUGGGCUAAAUACGUCCCCUCCGGCGUCGCCUUCGCCAUCGGCUUCCUCAACACGCCGUCCUUCUCCAUCGCGCGCCUCAUCGGCGGCAUAAUCGAGCAUGUCUACCGCACGCGAUACGCGAGGGGACGCGAGGAUAUUUGGUUGAUUGUUGUCGCUAGUGGGUUUGUGCUGGGCGAGGGCGUAGUGAGCGUGGUGUCGCUGGUGCUGAGGACGUGCGGGGUGGGGGUGGCUAGUUGUUGGGGGUGCGGGCAUGGGAUGUGUGGGGGGUGUCCGGCGCAUUGAGAGGUGGGCGAUAGUGAAGGAGGAUGACGGUGGUAUGUAUGGACUGGGUAUGUUCAGUUAUGUAUCUGGAAUGUCAGGUAUUUAUGCAUGGCAGUAUGAUGGAUACUGUAUCCUUGAGCGGACGGGGGCCUCCACUGUUCGGGUUUAGAGCUAAUUCACUGCAUCGUCG